This is a messenger RNA of Tripterygium wilfordii, 728 nucleotides long. RefSeq names its product vegetative cell wall protein gp1-like. NCBI's taxonomy places the organism in Eukaryota, Viridiplantae, Streptophyta, Magnoliopsida, Celastrales, Celastraceae. The record is from RefSeq and is a predicted model, not a curated record. Bases 1 to 615 code for a protein of 204 amino acids. The transcript has 2 exons.
AUGUAUUUGAAUGCAGCGGCCCUUCCUCCUUCAGGUUCUGCCCCAGCCCCAGCCACACCUCCACCUCCAUCUCCAUCUCCACCAUCUCCGCCAUCCCCAUCUCCAUCUCCAGCCAACCCUCCAUCAUCACCGAACCCUUCACCACCAAAUGAGUCUCCAUCGCAGCCGCCAUCGAAUGAUAAGCCAGCGCCACCACCAUCUAAUAAUGAACCAGCACCUUCACCACCGAAAGAGUCUCCACCGCCGCCAUCGAAUGAUAAGCCAGCACCACCACCAUCUAAUGAUAAACCAGCACCUCCACCAUCUAAUGAUAAACCAGCACCUCCACCACCAAAAGAGUCUCCAUCGCCUCCAUCGGAUGAUAAGCCAGCACCACCAUCCAAUGAUGAACCUCCAGCAACUCCACCACCAAAAGAGUCUCCGUCGCCGCCAUCGAAUGAUGAGCCAGCAGCACCAUCCAAUGAUGAACCAGCACCGCCAUCAGAUGGUGGAAGUAGUGAAGCUCCAGCACCAUCAGCACCAACAACAAAAAGUGAUGGAAUAUAUUCUACCUCUGUCUCUUUAGUUGCGGUUAUCAGCAUGAUUGUGGCUUCAGUGUCUUAUAUUUUCAUGUAGGAACCUGAGUUUCAUUGGUUUGGUUCGUUUUCUAAUUGGUGAUUUGGUUGUAGUAUUUGUUAGCUUUUGAUCUAGCUAGCUAGUAUGGAUUGGGUAGAGUUUUCUUUCAAGCA